AUGAGAUCACUCAAAUGUCCUGUCCCUGUUCCUGGCUCUGGUGCCUUUCCAAAUCCUUCUCAUCAUUCGGAAACAACAGCAACAGCAUCCACCAAAUUCAACCCCAAAAUCUCCACACCCAAAUUCCAGUCCCCAACAACAACAUCAUCAUCCGACAGCCCCAAUCUGUCCACCAGUCCCAAGCAGAAAUCCAGUACCCCCUCAACUCCUUGUCCUUAUCCACAGAAACAAAGGUUGAUGAAGAAACAUCCAGGUGAAAGAAAACGGCCCGUAAACGACAUAAAAACAAUGUAA
Molecule: messenger RNA, 294 nt
Organism: Rotaria socialis
Lineage: Eukaryota; Metazoa; Rotifera; Eurotatoria; Philodinida; Philodinidae
Source: the annotation of a GenBank genome assembly